GAAGAUUUUUUUCAUGUUAUUAUCUUAAAUUGAUUGUCAACAGAUGUGGAAGCCACAUCUUUUGCUUGGGUUGGUCCUUCAGUCACUAGGCGAAGAGAGAGAUGAAACUACUCAAGACUGGCACUCGGAGAAACAACACCACAUCUUCCUGGCUUGUCAAAUUCAGUUUUUUUUGGCUGCUUAGUCAGAACUGUUGCAGAGCCAGUGCUGUUUGGACUGCUUACAUGAACAUAUCAUUUCACGUUGGGAAUCGUAUGUUGUCAGAGUUGGGGGAGACUGGAGUAUUUGGAAGAAGCUCCACUUUGAAGAGAGUAGCAGGAGCUAUCGUGCCUCCAGAAGGAAAAACUCAAAAUGCUUGUAAUCCCAGUACCAGUUUCAGCAGACCAAAGAACUCAAAGACGUGGCUUGCACUUAUUGAACGGGGAGGUUGUACCUUCACACAGAAAAUUAAAGUGGCUGUUGAGAAAGGAGCCAGUGGAGUGAUCAUUUAUAACUUUCCAGGAACUGGCAAUCAGGUUUUUCCCAUGUCUCAUCAGGCAUUUGAAGACAUCAUUGUGGUGAUGAUUGGUAACUUAAAAGGCAUGGAGAUCUUACAUUUAAUUCAGAAGGGGGUUUACAUUACAGUUAUGGUUGAGGUGGGGAGAAAACACAUCAUCUGGUUGAAUCACUAUUUUGUGUCUUGUGUGAUUGUCACAACCGCUACUUUAGCGUAUUUCAUCUUUUAUCAUAUUCGAAGACUUUGGGUAGCAAGGAUUCAGAACAGGAGAUGGCAGCGAUUAACAACAGACCUCAAGAAAGCAUUUAGCCAGCUCCAACUUCGGGUACUAAAAGAGGGGGACGAGGAAAUAAGUGCAAACAGAGAUAGCUGCGUAGUUUGCUUUGAACUCUAUAAGCCCAAUGAUACAGUUCGUGUUUUGACUUGUAAACAUUUUUUCCACAAGAAUUGCAUUGACCCCUGGAUUGUAGCCCAUGGCACAUGCCCCAUGUGCAAAUGUGACAUCCUUAAAGCUUUGGGGAUUCAAGUGGAUGUUGAAGAUGGGGCAGAAUCUUUGCAAGUUCUGAUGUCAAAUGAAUUACUUGGUACCUUAACACCUAGUGAAGAGGGGACAAAUAAUGAACUUUCUCCUGCAAGAAGGUCAGAUAAAAUGACCCAUGUGGAGGAGGAGCACCCUGUUUCUCAGAACGACAGCCAGCCUAAUUCAGUAGCAGAAGAUGAUCAUCCUUCACCUUGACGGCAUGACCUUUGAGGAAGUGGAUUAAACCUGUUUGUCAGAUCAGGUCCUAAUACUGACAAGUAGUUUGUCUGUUGAA
Messenger RNA from Diceros bicornis minor, 1311 nucleotides. RefSeq names its product ring finger protein 133 (gene RNF133). Bases 102 to 1232 code for a protein of 376 amino acids. The record is from RefSeq and is a predicted model, not a curated record. The transcript has a single exon. Lineage: Eukaryota; Metazoa; Chordata; Mammalia; Perissodactyla; Rhinocerotidae.